This is a messenger RNA of Paramecium tetraurelia, 2097 nucleotides long. RefSeq lists its product as uncharacterized. Gene Ontology annotation, cellular component: nucleus. The transcript is spliced from 3 exons. Lineage: Eukaryota; Ciliophora; Oligohymenophorea; Peniculida; Parameciidae. The record is from RefSeq and is a predicted model, not a curated record. Gene Ontology annotation, biological process: reciprocal meiotic recombination. Gene Ontology annotation, molecular function: double-stranded DNA binding.
AUGUUGAAAUCACUUAACCAAACCUUGAGAGGAUAUGAUAACUUUGGCGUACCUUUAAGCCUUAAUAUCAACAAACAAUAGGAGUAUAAGAGUGUUUGUGGAGGAGUAUUGUCAGUUAUGAUGACAGUUGUUCUGAUCUACAUUCUUGUUUCUGGCUUGAUUGGUGUAUUUAAUAGAGAUACCUACACAAUUGAAGUCUAAUAGCUUCAGGACAUGGAUCCAGACUUAAAGGAAAUGAAUAGCAAUAACUUUAUGUUUGCAAUUAAACUUGAUAAUCCGUUUACCGAUUAUUUUCCGAAUUUAAAUAAGACAGCAUUUAACAUCUCUAUGAAUCAAGUUUAUAUAGAGACAACUUCGAAUGGAAAAAGAACCAAAAGAAUCACGAAGUCUUAUAUGUUGGAGAGUUGUACAACUAAUCAUUUUCCUUCAAUAAAUUUUGAAGAAUUUCAUUAAGUGGAGAAUUAGUUAAGCCAUUAUUUAUGUCUCCCAAAAGAUUAUUAACUAUGGUUAUAAGGAACUUAUAGCUCAAAUAUUAUGUAAUUCCCUAAAUUAUCGGUCUCGUUAUGCAAAUCAGAGAAUUGCUAUUCAGAUUCUGAAAUAAUGGAGUUAUCUAAGAACGCAUCGGUUAUGGUUUCUCUUUCAACGAUCAUUUAAUCUGCAAUUUUCAUGGCCAAUUAAACCGAUUAUCCAUUAUAUCAAUAUUUGAAUUCAGAUUUCUUUUUGGCAACCAAUUUUGAUGCAGAAUCAACUGCUGACAUUUUCUUUGAAUCCAAUAGAAUAGUGAAUUAAAAUAGCAUUUUCAGUUUCUAUGUAGAUGAUGAAACAAUCGACUAUUGGGUUUUCCCAAUUUACAGUUACAGAGAAAUCAAAACAUUCAAUAAUGUUCCUAGUUCGUUAUUUUCAGUUAAUUUUAGAUUGAGUUAAGAAUUUCAAUAGACAACUAAGAAAGUUAAUACAAUCGAUUAGUUCCUAUCAUAUUUUGGAGGUAUGCUUAAAAUAAUCUCAUCUAUUUUCGGAAUUGUAGCACUUUAAUAUAAUUAAAUGGGCCUGAGAUUGUCUUUGGCCAAUUCUCUUUAUUAGUUUAAUGUACCAUAAAAAAAGGAUGGCAGAAUAGAGUUUUCAUAUGAUAAACUGUUAAGUUAUAUCUAAAGACAACUUAACAAAGUUGAUGAAACAAUAAAUAAACUCAAAAAUCAUACUAUAAAUCUUGUUAAAAUGAAUAAAAUAACUAGAGCUAUAACUUUAAAACAUUAAUCCAAUCCUACGUAAUAAAGUGAAAAGAAGAGUUCCAUUUUAAUUGAUUAACCGCUUCAUCAUGAUGAUAUUCAAAGAUAAGCUAGUAGUCUUUUAGAAGUUAAAGAGUCUUUUUUAAAAGAUUUAUUCAAUGAAAUUUUUGAAUAAAGAAAUAAGUUAAAAUUAGGAAUCAACUUUUUCUUUUAUCAACUACUCUGUUGCACUUGUGUUGAGAAAAUAAGAGUGACUCGUAAGAUGCUUCAAUAAUGUGAGAAUGUAAUACUGUAAGAUUUGGAUAUUGUGAAUAUAUUGUAGAAAUUACAACAAAUUGAAAAAUUGAAAUAAGCACUUCUAGAAAAGGAUUAAAUCAAAGUUUUCAAUUAUACUCCUAAACCAAUUAUAAAUGUAGAACCCAAUUACAAAUUCAAUCAUAAUCAAGAAGGUGAUCCAAAUUUCCUGUUUUCCUAGGCUAAUAAACAUAAACAUAAUAGGUUGAUUAGAAGCAAAAAUUAUCAUAAUCCUAAAAAAAUGGUUAAAAUCUACAAUUCCUACUCAAAAUUGAAAGACAGUUCAGAAGUAGUGAAUUCUAGAAUUAUUUAUUUAAUGGGUCCAGCAAUGGAACAAAUAUUUAACAAAUAUUAUGAGGUGUAAACUUAUUAUGAGCAUCAUAAAAUUCAUCAAGAAGCAUAGAAUUAGGUUGAAUAAUAUCCCCAAAUGACAGAGAAACUAAUAAGUGAUAAUGCCUCUCCUCUACCUUAAACUGAAGACAAUGACAAAAAGAAUAAUUAGUCCAAAGGAAAAAUACAUCUUCAACUCAAACCUAAAACAUUGAAUGAAAACGAUAACUAGUUUCUUGAUUAAUGA